AUGGCUUGUUCAAAAGCUGAAGAUUUAAUAAAUCAAUUAAUUGAAGCAACAUUAAAAUUAUUAGAUUUUGGUUUAAAUAUUAUGGAUGCAUUACGUGUUCAAAAAUUAUUAACAAUACGUAAUCAAAAAAUUGGUUUAAUAAGUGAUGAUGCUUGUUUACCGGAAUGUAGUCUACGAUUUUCACUUAAUUUUGAUUUAAUGAUGUUUAAUAAAUUAUUACGUAGUGCUUGUUUACGUGCUCGUGCAACACUUAAUGAAUUACGUGUUUGUCGACUUCGUUAUCCAAAUGCUCCACUUGUACUUGAACCAAAAACGAAAGUUAAAUUUCAGAAAUUACAACGUAAAAUUCAAGAAUUUGAUGAAGCUGUUCGAUCAGAUAAAAUGAUUGCACGACGUGAUCUUCGAGAUUUUCGAGAAAUUUCAAUUAUUUUUUCACAAUUAGAACAUGAUUUAAAAUUACUUAUAUGUAGUUUAGAAUGUGCUAGUACAAUGAAAGAUACAGUCUUAUUUGCUGCACCUAUUACUGAUGUUAUGACAGUUUUAUCCAUUGUUCUUAGUCGAUUAGAACGUUUAGCACAAAAAGCUGAAAUUGAUGAAAAAAUUGCUGCUGUUGAACAACAAAAAGCUUUACAAGAUCAAAAAUUAUCACCAACAAAUUCUUCGACACCCUUACGAAGACAACAAUCAACACCACCACCACCAGUAACAAAAACUCGUCCAAAUGAUAUUCUAUUUAAUGGAAAAAAUACAAAUCGUACAUCGAAACAACGUCGACAAGAAAUGACAGCAAUGAUUGUAGCUGCUGGUCAACAGAAAUUACAAUCUGAUAAUGAAAAAAAAUCUCUUCAAACGAAUACAUUACAAACAAUUGAAUCAAAUAAAUGUUUAAAAGAAAGUGAUUCAAUCGAUAUAAAUAAUAAUGAACAAAAUUUAAAAUUACCCAGACAUAUUAAUCGUCAUUAUAAUUCAAUAAAAUCAAAUGUUUCACAAUAUCUGAAAAAAAAUGUUACAUCAAAUGAAAAUAGCUUUGAUGAAACCCCAUUAAAUCAUCGUCAAAUUAAACAACUUCGAAAUGAAUUUAUACGAAAAUGGACGGAUGAUGCACGUAAUAUAUAUGCACAAAAUCAUAUAAUACAUUCUUCGAAUACUUAUUCUGAUCAAAUGACGAAUGUUGAUUUAAAAAAAACCGAUCGAUUCAAACAAAAAUCAACACAUCAACGUCGACAUUAUCGCUCUUUUUCUUCCUCAUCACUUGUUAAUAAUACUAAUACUUCAUCUUCUUGUUUAUCAAAUGAAUUACAUAAUAAUAAAACAAAAUUACAAUCAUCAAAUUCAACUAGUCUAUCAUCAAUCAUUGAAAAUCAAUCAAAUAUUAAACAUCAAUAUACAUCAUCAAAUAAUAGUGCAAAUGUUCAACAUAAAUCAAAAAAAUCUAAUGAUAAUAUUGAAUGCAAAAUCAGUUAA
Adineta steineri is the source of this 1464-nucleotide messenger RNA. Lineage: Eukaryota; Metazoa; Rotifera; Eurotatoria; Adinetida; Adinetidae. The record is from the annotation of a GenBank genome assembly.